GUUGAAAGUUUGUUUAUGUUUCAGUUUAUUUAACGUCACAGGGGUAGUAGUGUUUAGAUGUUUGGUGUAAAUGGAUUAGUUCGUAUGGGGUUUUAUAUAUGUAGACCAAAUUGCUGAGAUUAUUUAUUGGAUUUAGCAUUUUCUAAAAGAAUGAUGUCCGCCCAAUACAACCAAUGGGCGAACCAUGUGCACACAAACUUGGACGAGGCAUCGUAUGAGCAGGAGGUUGAGGUCCAUGAGGAUGAACUUGUCGCGAUGAUGAGUGGGAGCCAUGAGUUCUCUAUUGAUGGGGAUCAUGUGGAAGUGCCGGCUAAAUCAUUUUGGUACCAUGGUAAACUUGAUCGUCGCAUAGCAGAAGAAAGGUUACUUGAGGUCAACGUUGCUGGGGGUUAUUUGGUGAGGGAAAGUCAGAAGAAGCCGGGGUCUUAUGUUUUGUCAUUCCUUAGUGAAAAUAUUGGGAUGACGCAUUUUAGAAUAAUAUCUGUUUGUGGAGACUUUUACAUUGGUGGUCGACAGUUUGAAUGUCUUGAACAACUGAUAGCCUACUAUACGCACAGAUCAUGUUUGUUGGAGGGUGAAGUCCUUCGAACCCCCAUCCAACCCCCCGAACCAGUAGACGAUCGCAGAAGGGUGCAAGCAAUCCUUCCGUACCAGAAGGUGCCGGAUGCUGAUAAUGAUGAAAUAUCGUUCGAGAAGGACGACAUAUUCAUCGUACAAGAUGACAUGGAGGGAGACUGGAUGUGGUUGGAGUCGUUGAGGACGAAUGAAAGGGGGUGUGUGUUUAGAGGUUUGGUACGAGACAUAGGCGACGUCGACCCCCAUGAAGGCAAGGAAUGGUUCCAUGCAGGGAUAACUAAGGAGGAAGCUUACAGUUUGUUGAGCGCAGUUGAUAGAAGUGGUAGUUUCCUCAUAAGAGUCAGUGAUUCCACACCUGGGGAUUAUGUUUUAUAUUUCUUCACUGGUCAGUACAUACAGAGGUUCAAACUGCACAGGGUGGGUCAAAAUCGCUUCGAAAUGGGGGGGCGGUGUUAUGGCAGCAUAGACGAAGUAGUUGAACACUACCGACACGAGCAGAUAGUGGAAGGCCACACACUCACGUACGCUGUGCCAAAGUCAACCGACAUCAGUAGAGAAUGUAAAGUAGAUAUUUAUGAAACAAUAAACCGCGCGACAUCGUCACAACUAUCGAGGGCGAUAAUUCAUGAAUCAGGAGUUUUGAAGAAAGGACAACUCCUGAAAAAAGGCAUGGGCAAAAGAAGCCACGACAAUAAGAAAUGGAAGCCAAUGUUUUUCGUUUUACACGGAGAAAAACAACAUUUAUAUUAUUUCGAACAUGAGAAAAAGACUAAACCGAAAGGGCUGAUUGAUUUGAGCUACGGAGCAGUUUAUCCAGUGCAUGAAAGCUAUUUUGGGAGACCCCAUUGUUUUCAAGUUGUUAUCCGUGCUCUCAACGAGGUGACAUCGUCAUAUUUUUGUGCUGACUCAGCAGAUCUUGCCCAGGAAUGGAUGAAACUACUUCGAGCGAAUUGUGCGAAACCGAACAGACAAGCAUUGCCCAAACUUAAUAGUGCAAGACAGGUGAGGAGUGUACAAGUAACGAUAGAAGCCGCUCACAAACUUGCAAGUCGUACAACUUGUCGUCCAUAUUGUACAUUAUCGCUCAACAAUGUACACGUUGGGAGGACGAAGGUUAAAGAAGAUUUGAAACCCGUGUGGUCGGAAGAAUUUCUAUUUGAUGACAUCCCUCCAGACGUAGAUUCAUUCACUGUAGGCGUCCACAACGCAGCCCGUCGAUCCAAACACUCGAGCAUCGGCGAAGUUGUCGUUCAUUUCAGUAAACUUAGUGCGGGGAAAGUCAUUGAUGAAUGGCACAACCUGACCCCGAUAUCCACCGGCAGUGUUUCCGCCACUCCAGCCCCCUCGUGUGGUUCGGUGCGUAUACGAGCGAGAUAUUCCAACGAGUUGAUUAUGCCCGUGGAGGAAUAUGAGAUGCUGAAGAAGUUGGUUGGUUCAGACCUAAAGAUGAUCAGCUCUCUAGCGCAAGUGUGUGGACAGGAUCGCACAUUACUUGCGAGUGUGCUGCUAAAAAUAUUCCGACAAGAACGAAAAGAAAAAGAUUUGAUCCGAAUGUUAAACGAGCGAGAGAUCAUGAGCAAAGAUUCGGAACCUGGAACUUUAUUUCGAGCAACUACAUUAGCUUCUACUAUCAUGGAACAAUACAUGCGUACCACCUGUCCCACAUUUGUGUCACUCGCGCUGAAAGAUGUCGUGAAGCAAAUCGUUGAAAGCCGGCAAUCCUGUGAGUUAAACCCAGCCAAGCUCCAUCCCGAUGAUAAAGACACUUUCACCAACAAAGAGACGUUGUUGGGAUAUUUACGAUGUGUCUUGUCGUCUAUAUUCGACUGUCAAUCUUUGUUUCCAAACGAUUUACGAUACGUGUUCGGCCACAUGCAGCAGUGCGUAACGAGGAGGUGGCCUCAUGAUAAAUAUGUGAGGGUGAGAGUUGUAAGUGGCUUCAUGUUCCUCCGCCUCUUAUGCCCCGCCAUCAUCAACCCGAAGAUGUUUAACAUGGUUUCCGAAACACCAUCGCCCACCGCUGCUAGGAGUUUGCUGCUGGUGGCCAAAUCGCUGCAGAAUCUUGCCAACCUAGUAGAGUAUGGUUCAAAAGAGUAUUACAUGGAAUGCCUCAACCCUUUUAUUAUCGAGAAUAAAGAAAAGAUCACGUACUUUCUUGAAGAAUUGGGAAGCGCAAGCAAUUUGAACCACAACACCCGCACAUAUGGCCCAAAGUCCGAUAUCACCCGUGACCUCGCUUCGUUGCACCAGAUAUGUAAAGAUCAUAUUCCGGAACUUCAAGCAUUGUCUACUAAAGAGUAUUCCCUCAAAAGUUUGCUUGGUGUAAUUGAAUUGUUGAACAAAAAACAAAGUAGUUUCCAACAGAAGUUGCGACAAGAGCGAUGAUCACGAUAUCUAUGUUGUCUUCCUAACUUUACAAUGCAGUAACUUUGUCCAUUUUUUGCCAAACAGUGUUAUACAUGUUGUUCAUGGUCUGAGCUGUUCUAUGAUAAAAAGAUCUAAUUAUUAUUCACCGAAUUAAUCAAAAUUAAUAAAUCUUCCGAAUAGUUAAUUACUAAUUAAUUAAUUGAUUAAAACUGUGAAAAAACUCCGCUCCAGAAACCUUUGUUCCAAAUCCUUUUUCUUCACGUAACCGUUCCAAUUGUUCUCGCAUUAUUACGUCACACAGCAUAUUAUUAUGUCAUCAUAAGAAGUGAUUGUUAUUUUAAAAUACAUCAAACACAAAGAGAU
Messenger RNA from Ciona intestinalis (vase tunicate), 3306 nucleotides. NCBI's taxonomy places the organism in Eukaryota, Metazoa, Chordata, Ascidiacea, Phlebobranchia, Cionidae. The record is from RefSeq and is a predicted model, not a curated record.